AUGAGGAUCACUGUAAUGACUUCUGAUGAGCAAAUAAGUUCUUUGGAUGUCGAUCCCAAUGAAACUGUUGAGAACAUAAAAGCAUUGCUGGAGGUGGAGACUCAGGUGCCUCUCCAGCAACAACAAUUGUUGUAUAAUGGCAGAGAGAUCAGGAAUGAUGAGAAAUUGAGUGCUCUGGGUGUUAAAGACGAUGAUUUGAUAAUGAUGGUUUCGAAGGCACAAGGCCCCGGUUCACAAGGCAUGAGCUCCCGUUCCAAUGUCCCUUCGGAGAAUGCUGCAGCCUUUCAAGAGCAUGUUCGGCGUGAUCCAAAUUUAAUGUCCCAACUGUUUCAGGCUGACCCUGAACUUGCACAACUCGUUCUUGGGAAUGAUCUCAACAGACUGCAGGAGCUGUUGAAGCUACGCCAGAGGCAAAGAUCUGAGUUACACCUUCAGCAAGAGGCUGAACUUGCACUGCUUGAGGCUGAUCCUUUUGAUGUUGAGGCUCAAAAGAAAAUUGAAGCUGCCAUUCGCCAGAAAGGCAUUGAUGAAAAUUGGGAAGCAGCUCUGGAGUACAAUCCUGAAGCUUUUGCUAGGGUGAUUAUGCUGUACGUGGAUAUGGAGGUCAAUGGUGUUCCUCUGAAGGCAUUUGUUGAUAGUGGCGCUCAAUCAACAAUAAUAUCGAAAAGCUGUGCUGAAAAAUGUGGAUUGCUGAGGCUUUUAGAUCAGCGCUACAAAGGCAUUGCGCAUGGUGUUGGUCAGUCAGAGAUAUUGGGCCGAAUACAUGUAGCUCCAAUCAAGAUCGGUAAUAUAUUCUAUCCUUGCUCCUUCAUGGUGCUGGAUUCUCCCAACAUGGAAUUUCUCUUUGGGCUUGACAUGCUCCGCAAGCACCAGUGCAUUAUAGAUUUAAAGGAGAAUGUUCUACGAUUAGGUGGUGGCGAAGUUUCAGUACCAUUUUUGCAAGAGAAAGACAUCCCAUCUCGUUUCUUGGAUGAGGAAAGAUACUCCAAAGAAGCAUCUAGCUCUGGAAACCCGGCUGUACAAGCAGCAUCAAACAAGAAGAGUGAUGCUCCAGUAGUAGGAUCAUCAUCAUCUGGACCUGCUAGCGGCAAUGUGAUGCAGGGCCCUGAUUUUGAGGCCAAAGUAGCAAAACUCGUGGAACUUGGGUUUGGUAGAGAAGCUGUGAUACAAGCUCUUCAACUGUUUGGAGGGAAUGAAGAACAAGCUGCUGGAUUCCUCUUUGGUGGCUAA
Linum trigynum is the source of this 1230-nucleotide messenger RNA. Lineage: Eukaryota; Viridiplantae; Streptophyta; Magnoliopsida; Malpighiales; Linaceae. The record is from the annotation of a GenBank genome assembly.